Messenger RNA from Homalodisca vitripennis (glassy-winged sharpshooter), 2671 nucleotides. RefSeq names its product enhancer of mRNA-decapping protein 4-like. Gene Ontology annotation, cellular component: P-body. The record is from RefSeq and is a predicted model, not a curated record. Gene Ontology annotation, biological process: deadenylation-independent decapping of nuclear-transcribed mRNA. Lineage: Eukaryota; Metazoa; Arthropoda; Insecta; Hemiptera; Cicadellidae. Gene Ontology annotation, molecular function: protein binding.
ACUCGGUAGAGGUGUGUGUGCCACCGAAGUGUCGGUGACACCCAGCGCCGGCAACCAUGAAUCCGGUAGCUCCAAGGUGAAGGUACACAACAUUGUAGACUACACGUGGGAGGAACGGUUCCACACGGGCCAACUGCUCGCUGUCCAUAUGGGAGGAGUCCUCAUCGCGUAUGGGAUCAAAGCCAUCAACAAGACCGUGGGUGUGGUGCGCGUAGUCAACAGGAAGACCGAUGAGAGGGCUCUCAUUAAAGGCAUGGAGGGUGCAGUGCAAGACAUAGCGUUUGCUCAUAUUCCCAAAGAGGUGAUCUUGGCGUGCGUCGACCACAACGGGAACUUGUUCGUUUACCGGGUGAUAGAGGACUGUAAGUUUCGGCUCACGUGCGAGCUACAGCUGCAUAUCUUACCCGAUGACGAGUACGUGCCACAGACCGGAGACUUCUACCGUGUAAUAUGGUGUCCGUUCAUACCAGAGCUGCCAGAUGAGAUCGAAGAAGAAGAUGUGCAGGAAGCAGCGGAGGAUGUUGCAUGGCUCUUGGCACUGUCUCGGGGCAAGAAGAUGGAGUUGUGGAACAUCAAAAUGGUGACGAAAAGACAUUCCACGGGUCCUGUCAAGCCGGGGAUGGUCAAGAUGGGAUAUCUGGAGAUCAACGAACACCAGAAGCCCAUAGUGGACGCGGCGUUUGCUCCGGAUGGAACAGCAAUAGCUACUGCUAGUCUGGAUGGUGAAAUUAAGUUCUUUCAAGUUUACAUGCAGAAUGGGAAGAAACCCAGGUGUUUACAUCAGUGGCAACCUCAUGGAGGAGAGCCGUUGUCAUCAUUGUUCUUUCUGGACAACCAUAAGAACUACAACCCUGACAUUCAAUUCUGGAAGUUUGCAAUAACUGGAGCGAAAAACAAUUCGGAGUUGAAGGUGUGGUCUUGUGAGUCGUGGACUUGUUUGCAGACUCUGGCGUUCAAAGUGAGGCCUGACAGGCCAAUUAAUUUGAACGCUUCUUUAGAUUUAGCUUCUGGUUAUUUAUUACUUUCAGAUUUCCACCACAAGAUCUUGUAUGUGUUACAGCUGUACACUAACAACAGUGAGACUUCGGCAGCAAUAAUUUCAAUUUCAGAGUUCCUACUCCCUUAUCCUAUUUUAAGUUUUGGAAUCGUCGAUGCUGGAAUCCAGCGUUUCAAAUCUGACAAUUUGGAAGAAAUUUGUAAUGAUGAAAAUGAUGAAGAAAGUGUGCUAGGAAUUCUAGUGAGAAUGUAUUUAGUUCAACCAAAGUCUCUUCAGGAUUGCCAAAUCGCUUUUAUUCCUCCUAAAACCGGGAUCCUUCGGCAACUGAAAGUGAGAAAGAACGAAGAGCAGACACAGAUGCGGAGAAGUGUGAACCAGGCAGAAGCCAGUGGAGGAGGAGAUGCUGAGGUCUGGAAAACCACUCAGCGUUUGGAAACAUCUGUAAGCUCGAUGAUCCAUAUCACAAAUUCUUUACUGCAAGCAUUUGAGGAACAAGCCGCUGAAGUGAAACAACUUCGCGAGGAAAUUCGCCAACAAAACAUGCUGCGAGAAAUGGAGAAAAUUAUUUCCCACAAUUCCCAGCAACAGAUGACUAUUUUAGAAAAAAUUCUUGCAUCAAAAGAAAAUAAACAUCAACAAGAAGCACUGGCAUCAGCUGUUUCACAAUCUGUGAUCAAUUUUCUCAAUAGCAAAGUUUUUGAGUCCGUUAACAAAGAGAUUUCAUCAACUGUUGUACCCGCAGUUAAUAACCAAAUAGAAUCCUUGAAACACCAAAUUCAUGUUGAGAUCGACCAGAAAUUGAGUGCAACAGAUCAUCUGCUGAAAGAAAACAUUACGAAGCUUGUACACAGCAAAUCCGUAAUGGACGUAUUAAGCGCUGCAACCGUAUCAAGUCUCACCCCGGUGAUUUCUCAGUGUUACAAAGAGUACUUUACAAACGUCGCUCUGCCCAGUUUUGAAAAGUCCUGUUCCACGAUGUUCAAUCAGAUCAAUGAGAUUUUCUCAAAGGGCUCCAAAGAGUUUGUCACCGCUCUGGACGCUCAGUCUCAACGCGUCGCGGAGAAGAAUCGUGAACAAAGUGUUCAACUGCAGGGUCUGUCGGACGUGCUCAAGAACUGUACGAUGCAGAUGAACAACGAGCUGAAGAAGUCGGUGGCAGGCAUCGAGAAGCAGGUGAUGGAUGCGGUUACGAGUGCCCUGACCUUGCAGCAAGCUGCGCUGGAGGGCAGCAUGUUUGCCGCAGUUAGAUCUCGCAGCGUCACACCGGCUCCUCAUAUCAUGGACACCAAAAUACAACAGUCCCAGAUCCUACAACUAGUCACCCAGGGACAGAUCAAUACUGCCUUUCAGCAGGCACUGUCAGCAUCAGAUCUGAACUUGGUGGUGUUUGUCUGUGAAAAAGUCAACCCUCAGCAGUUGUUCAGCCAAUCUCCUUGCCCUCUGCAACAGCACGUGCUCCUGUCUCUGGUGCAGCAGCUUUCCGCAGACAUGAACAACCACACGGACAUCAAACACAAGUACCUGGAGGAGGCGUUGAUGAACUUGGACAUAAAAAAUUCAAUGACACGAGAACACAUACCCGUUGUAUUGAACAACCUCCAGAGACAACUUCAGGCUUACAUUGCCAACAAUCCCAAUAACAGGAUCACCAGGAGUAUUAAGCUUCUGCUGCUG